UCGAAGUUCCCACACUGCACUGCGGUAUUGUUGUUUGCGUUAAACAUGGCGUCGGUGAGCUGUCCGUUACAGAGAACCUUGUCCCGCCCAGCCACCAGCUCGUCCCAACCCAACACCACCCCGGUACUCUGUCGGGAGCGGUUAUGGGUGUUAUCGGUGCAGCGUUACGGGAGAGACCCAGGUUUCAGUCUGUAUUUCCCGCAGAACAUCAGCUCCUCAGACAGCCUCUACGACGCUACUCUGACAGAUGGGGACUGCAGGCUGCGUGUGACCCUUGACCCCAGCCUCAACCGUCUGGUGGAGAGGAACGUGUUCCGGUGUGGCUCUCAGCUACGACAUGUUACCUUUUCACCCGGGGAGUCUGUAGAGGAGGAGGGGGGAGGAGGGAGGACUUACAGGCUGGUGAGUGUGGAGGUGGCUGGGGACGAAGGGGGGAUGGAGGGGCUGACUCCCGGGGUGGAGGUGGAGAGACUGCCAUGGUACGGAGCCCAACCAGACCCAGAGAGAGACCCAGGAUCCCAUCCAGCAGACCCAGCCCUAAUCCCAGACCCAGUCCACCUAGAGAGGGCCCAGGCCCCCAGCUUGCUGCCCCUCAGGGCCAGGAGAAGCUGCUAUCUGCCCCUCUGGAACAACCAGGACUACAGUGGACCAGCCUGGAGGGAGACCCCCAACUCAGAGGACUCAGAGGACUCGGACCAAGGCGAAGAGGGUAUGUGUGUGUGUUGUCUCUCUCCAGGUGUUCGGGCUACAGUGACGCUAGCUGAACUGCAGGAGGACUUCCUGUCCCGUAAGGGCGGUGCCACAGUGAGGAGGGGUGUGGCCAGGGGUCUGCUGGUGGUGCGAGUUCUAAACAAGUCCAGAGUGAUGUAUUAUGGGAAAUCCGACAGCAAUUGUGAAUGCCCUUAUAAGGCGGUGUUGGAGGUGUGUGAUGUGUCGGGGUGUGUGUGUGUGUGUGUGUUGUGGAACAGUGUGUGUGUGUCGUGGUAUGGCAGACUGAGACCAGGUCAGGUAUUGAGAACGAGAGGCUUCAGAGUCAAGGAGAGCUACGACAAGAGAGACCACCAACAUAUAGAGAUCAGUCUAAACUCCAGGAACCCGUCAGCUGAGAUCUCUAUCGUCCCAGAAUUCUCUCUGUCUGCUGACGUCCGUUUGCUACGUCCCUCCUACUCCUUCUGCAAUGGGAAGGAUCUCCUCAGCUGUCCCCACGGCAACAUCUGUGAUGUCAUCGGCCUGGUGGUGUUCUCUGGCCGGCCUGAAAGAAUCAGGAGCAAGGAUGGACAGGGUGCAGAGCUGUUGGAGUAUCGGUGGCUCCGAUUGGACGACGGGACUUCUGAUCAACCAAUCAUGAUAAAGCUCUUCUCAACGUCUCAACCAGAGACACACAACCAGAUACUCCCACUAUCCGUAGUGGUGUGUACCAGACUCCAGAUGGUUGGAGAUUCAUCCUGCUGUUACCUCACCAACACUACCUACACACAGAUCUACUGCACAGGUUCUGGCCACCACUCAGUGAUGCCCUACAGGAAGCUCCACCCAGUGCGUCAGUUUGUCCGAUGGCUGCGGAGCGUGGAUGACAGACAGGUGCUGAGCAGGGCUGUGGUUGGUGGAUACUUCAUCUACCCGCCCCCUCCUGUCUCCCUGGAAGCCUACAUGAAGAACAGAAAAGGUGAACUAGGCCUGCUGAGAGGGGCGGAGCUAAAGUGGGAGGUGGAGCGACUUCAGUACAGAGAGAGACGUAGCUUCUGUAUCCAAGCAACCAUCACCAUGGUUACUCACUGCCAUAGAGGAAAGGAAGACCAGUGUCUCGUGUGGACAGACAGACCUGCUGCUUUCUCUCCUCGUAUAUAUCCCUCCUCUCCUCGUAUCUCUCCCUCCUCUCCUCGUAUCUCUCCCUCCUCUCCUCGUAUCUCUCCCUCCUCUCCUCGUAUCUCUCCCUCCUCUCCUCGUAUCUCUCCCUCCUCCCCUCGUGUCUCUCCCUCCUCUCCUCGUAUCUCUCCCUCCUCUCCUCGUAUGUCUCCCUCCUCCCCUCGUAUGUCUCCCUCCUCCCCUCGUAUGUCUCCCUCCUCCCCUCGUAUCUCUCCCUCCUCUCCUCGUAUGUCUCCCUCCUCCCCUCGUCUUCCUCCCUCCUCUCCAGGCUCGUCGGUCAAAUUGAGUCCCAGCCUUCUGAUGCUGAGAGCAGGGUUAGGACUCGGCAAAGGUAAAUCCCCAAAGAGAAAACCUUUCAGCAGUGCUGGACCCCCCAGGAAGAGACUGACUCUAGGGACCCAUCCAGAGGAGGAGACCGACACAGGACCAGAGGGCAGUCUGUGGGAAGCUUCCAUGGAGUUCCUGGAGACCAACUAUGAUGAAGAUGAGGAUGAUGAUGAUCAGGCCUUCCUCACGGCCCCAUCCUCUCCUGUCUCGUUGUUGGGUGGGUGUCGGCUGGGCCUGGCUCGCGUUGCCAUGGAGACAGUGCCCCUACAGUACUGCCCGGCGUCCAGGGAGGAACAGGCGGUUGCCGUGGAGAUGCAGACAGGAGAGUUCCAGAACCUUCAGUGUUGUAGAAGUCUCGAGAACUACAGCCCUACAGUGAGCUACACCCAGACUGGACACUACACACUCACACUCAGAGCUUUAUCUGACGGGGUGGUGGUCGAUGCAGUGUUCCUACCUGGUAGCUCUGCCACCAGCGCCCCUACAGGCCCCUCCCCUCCACAUGGCCCCUCCCACUCCGACCACUGGUUCACCAUCCUGACACACGGAGGCUUUUCACCACACACACCUCCACCUGCACCAGCGGAUCUGAUCGCAACGGCCUCCCAGCUGGCCAAUCAGAGGCUGGUGUGUGUUCUGGAGUUGUGUCUUCUGGGAGGAGACAGAUUGGAGGUGGUCCUGAGUAGAGCCUUCCCUCUGAGAGACUGACCUCUUCAUCAUGUGUCAUAUUCAAGUCUAAUCUACUGUAUGUGGGAGUCAACUAAAUGUUUGGCAUUAUAUGAUCUUAGCGAAUCACACGAUUGUAAGGUGUGGCUCCGAAUCAAGAAACGUGCAGAGUGGGAGAUGAUUGGUUAAAGAAAAGCCAAUGCAAAGCC
Oncorhynchus kisutch (coho salmon) is the source of this 3068-nucleotide messenger RNA. Its product is annotated as RPA-related protein RADX. The coding region runs from base 46 to 2901 and encodes 951 amino acids. Lineage: Eukaryota; Metazoa; Chordata; Actinopteri; Salmoniformes; Salmonidae. The transcript is spliced from 16 exons. Gene Ontology annotation, molecular function: single-stranded DNA binding. The record is from RefSeq and is a predicted model, not a curated record.